CUGUUAAGUUAUUUUAUAGCACAUAUUUUUAUCAAUAUUUGACGCACUGUGUUUCACUGCACGUGAUAGCAAUAUAGCUUAGUGUUGUAUGUUGUUUAAUCAUUUAUCAUUAUAAGUAAUUUUAAAAAUUGUGCAGAAAAUAUGGAGGUUCAAGAAACGCAUGGCUCUGAAGAAUCUCAGCAAAAGCUUAAACUCCGGAGAGAAGCGCGAAGGCGGAAGAUCCUCGAGAAUGCCAAGAAUAGGCUAGAAAAAUUGAAUAUGCGACAAAGUGGAGAGGGUGAUACUGAAAUUUUGAAGGAGUGUUCUAAUCAUCAACUACAACAAGAUAUUGAAUAUUCAGAUCCAGAAGUUGAACCUAAUAUUCCAGAACCCCAGCAUAUGCCUUUUCAACAGUUUGAUGAAAACUUUUUGAAAGGGUUUGAAAGCAGUUUAAACCGGCAAGAUACUCGCGAAAAAGAAAAUACUUUUAUUAAAUUCAAACUGCAUGUUAUAUUGGCUGUUACAGUAGCUUAUGUAGCAUCUGUAUUGCUAAACACAAGUGCAGGUACGAAAUUCUUCGCGGUUAUACCAGUUGCCUUGGUGAUUAUAUCAGAUCUCACAAUUUUCCGUCAGCAAAAUCAGCGUAGCCCUUUAAUUAAUAUGUUGGUUAUUUUUGGGAUUAGAUCUCAGGAAAUUGUGCAUGCAUUAGAUAUUGUCUCAAAUCUACAAAAUGUCUUGGCUGAUUUAUCAAUUUACAUUUUUUAUUUUUGUAUAGCCACAUGUGUUGGUAAUCAAUUUGUGCACUUAGCUGAUAUUAAAUAAAUGGAAAUAUUUAAAUUUUA
Messenger RNA from Ceratitis capitata (Mediterranean fruit fly), 821 nucleotides. RefSeq lists its product as uncharacterized. The coding region runs from base 142 to 801 and encodes 219 amino acids. The transcript has 2 exons. NCBI's taxonomy places the organism in Eukaryota, Metazoa, Arthropoda, Insecta, Diptera, Tephritidae. The record is from RefSeq and is a predicted model, not a curated record.